AUUUAGAUUCUAUUAAAUUUAUAUUUUAAUUUUGUUUUUUCAGUUUUUUUUUUCUUUCUAGUUUCAGUACUUGAAAACAUCUCUUCCUCAUCAUCGUUUGAGCUUCCCAGUCUUCGAACAGAAAAAACCUAAAAAAAGAACGAACCGACAAAAAAAACAAACAAAAAGAAAGAAGAAAUCUUUGGGAGCUCCUUCCUAUUUUUUUUGUUUGGUUUGCAUGGUGUUUCUCAUCGGGUCCAUUGCUAAGAGUGAUUCAAUUCGUUUUCCUCUUCAGCUACAAAGGAAGAAGAAAGAUCUUAUGCGACAUUUGAUCUCUCACUAACAAACAAAAAAAAGCUGCGGGUCUCAUAUAAUUAAGCAGAUGGAUGAAAACAACGCAGCAAAGUUAACAGGAAUCAGGCAGAUCGUGAGGCUAAAGGAGAUUUUGCAGAAAUGGCAAACCGUAACGAUAGGGCCCAAGUCAGAAGUCCCUCCAUUGGCAGCUGGAAAGCAAGCGGCAGAAAUGAUUUCACCGGCGAUCAACAAAAGGCUAUUAGCCGUCAAGAACUGUGACUCGGACGAGGAAAACUGCCAAAGCCCUGAGCCUCCUGCUGAUGUUCCCAAAGGCUAUCUAGCGGUUUAUGUUGGACCGGAUCUAAGAAGGUUUAUCAUUCCUACAACCUAUCUUGGCCACUCUCUGUUCAAGGUGUUGCUCGAGAAGGCAGAGGAAGAGUUUGGGUUUGAUCAGAGUGGGGCUCUCACUAUCCCUUGCGAGGUCGAGACUUUCAAGUACUUACUUAAAUGCAUGGAGAACAAUACUAAAGAUCACCACCCUGACGACAGCUCCGCUGGGGAUACAGUAGCAGCAAAUGAAGAGUAAAUACAAAUCAAGUGAUAAAAAUUCUUAUAACUUUUCUUUUGUUAUUAUGAUGUUUAUUAUCCUUUAAUUUUAUCAUAUAUUGAUGGGAAUUGUUAGGGAUGGCAACUUUGGGGUGUAAUUGUGAAAUCCGUUUUUUUCUUCUUCUUCUCCAUUCUUUUUUCAAGGACGACUUAAGUUUUUAGGGCAUAUAUGUUAGAGAUG
Molecule: messenger RNA, 1060 nt
Organism: Eutrema salsugineum
Lineage: Eukaryota; Viridiplantae; Streptophyta; Magnoliopsida; Brassicales; Brassicaceae
Product: auxin-responsive protein SAUR50
Exons: 3
Coding region: 362-859 (165 amino acids)
Biological process (GO): response to auxin
Source: RefSeq, a predicted model, not a curated record